AUGAAAUAGGAAAAAGAAAUGCCUUUUAAUGGAGAUUUUGAGGAUAGUGAAGCAGACGAUGACGAAGUAUCAUAGGAGUCAGAGAGCGAGGAAGAACAAAUUUAAGUAAAAAAGAAGAAAAAGAAAGUUGUAAAUUCUAGCAAGAAGUUAAUAAUGAAUGUUUCAGACACUUAGUAUCCUGUUGUUAAAUUUGUUGGUAAGAUGAUUUACAAGUUUAAAUUGUCUUAUGUUCCUUAUCUUGAAAACAAUAAUUGGGACUUUUGCUGGACUGAUAAUGCUGUACUACCUGAGACUCUCUCUAAAAUGCAACCUCAUUAAAGAAUUAAUCAUUUUCCAGGUAUGUACUCUUUAGCAAGAAAAAAUCACCUUGGUCGUAAUCUCAAUAAAAUGCAAAAAUAAUAUCCAGAUGAUUAUGAUUUCUACCCUAGAACUUGGAUGCUUCCAAGUGAGUAUGGAGAUUUCAAAGCCUAGUUUCAAAAGGGGAAAGCAAAGACCUUUAUUGUAAAACCAGAAGCUUCUUGUUAAGGAAAGGGUAUAUUCUUGACUAGAUCGAUUGACUCAAUUAAUCCUCAAGAACAUUAUGUUGCUCAAAGAUAUAUUCAUAAACCGUUACUGAUAGAUGGAUUAAAAUUUGACUUAAGAAUGUACGUAAUGAUUUGUGGUUGUGAUCCUUUAAGAAUAUACUUAUAUAAGGAAGGUUUAGCUCGAUUUGCCACUUAAUUAUAUUCCUCCCCUCACUCAACGAAUCUUGAAGACGCUUGUAUGCAUCUGACCAAUUAUGCUAUUAAUAAGGACAAUCCUAAUUUCAUAUUCAAUGAGGACGAAAAGAAAAUGGAUGUAGGACACAAAAGAAGUAUGACUAGUUAUAAUUAAUAACUAGUUAUAUAGAAAUAAAACGUAGACUAAUUGUUGAGUGAUAUCAAAGAUUUAAUAAUAAAAACGUUUUGUGCCGUUCAACCAAUACUACAAUAAAACUAUACACAAGUAGAAAAUUAUGCAAACAAUAUGUGCUUUGAAAUUCUUGGUUUCGAUAUUUUAAUUGAUAGCUCACUUAAACCAUAUUUAUUGGAAGUCAAUCACACUCCUAGUUUUACUACUGAUACUCCAUUGGAUUCCUAUAUCAAAAAGAAUCUGAUCAGAGAUGCUAUCACAUUAAUGAAUAUCAAUGUCAAAACAAAGAAUGAUAUCAUCUCAUAAAAGAAGGAUCAAAUGCAAAAACGAGUUCUUACUGGAAAAAAGACUAAAUUAUCAUACGAGGAGAAGAGAGUCCUCAAAAUGUAGGCCUAAAAAGAGAGAGAUGAAUAUGAGUCAAGAAACAAAGGAGAUUUUGAAUUGAUAUAUCCGUGUGAUAAAUCAUAUGAUGAAUACUUACAACAUGCUUAGAAAUUGUAUGAGGAUUGGACUGGAGCAAAUAUAAGACGGAACAUGAAAAGGGAUACGAUUGCUGAGUUGCCUAAACCGCAAUCUUGCACUUAAAAGCCAAUUUUGAAUUAGAAAAGCUAAUUGUACAAGCAUGUCUAAAGCAAAGUCAACACCAAUUUAUACCCUACCAAAACUACGAAGGCUGAUCAAGAAGUCACUUAAGAAGAACCAGAGUAAAUUCUAUAGUAGGGACAAGAACCCAUUUUAUCUUAACCUCAACUGGAGCCUGAUAAUUUUGUGACCUAUGAGGAUUAUCAACAAUCAGAAUCACUCAAAGAUUUAUACAAUUUUGCUGAAAAGAGAAUUCCAGAAAUAUAACUUAUUGAUUUAAUUCAAUUUAGAAGAGCAGAAAGCAAAUAGGAUAAUUCUAGCUUUUAGAUGAUUUAGAUGAGUCAAUAAAAUUCUCUAUCAAAUCUAUCUCCAUUAAUGUAAAUUAAAUCCAUUCAAGAUUAAAAAAACGAGAAGAAGUUUUCUAUCAGAAAAUAAAACAAACAACUUAAAUAGUUUGACUAAGAAUAAUUAUACUUUUAACCCUAACCACAUUAUCAACCUCCAAUCUAAUAACAUUCAAUUUCCUAUUAAUAAUAAGUGUAGAUACAAAAUGGUUCAUUUGUGAAACCAAAAGUUUUUAGCUUAAAACUAUAACAUCCUCCAAAGGGAUAUAAACUAUAAUCACUUCCAAUUUUAAUGUAAUAAAAUUAUACAAAAUAACGAUAUGAGUAAGGAGUAUGA
This is a messenger RNA of Paramecium tetraurelia, 2154 nucleotides long. RefSeq lists its product as uncharacterized. Gene Ontology annotation, cellular component: cilium. Gene Ontology annotation, molecular function: tubulin-glutamic acid ligase activity; tubulin binding. Gene Ontology annotation, biological process: microtubule cytoskeleton organization; protein polyglutamylation. Lineage: Eukaryota; Ciliophora; Oligohymenophorea; Peniculida; Parameciidae. The record is from RefSeq and is a predicted model, not a curated record. The transcript has 7 exons.